This is a messenger RNA of Rana temporaria (common frog), 1134 nucleotides long. RefSeq lists its product as uncharacterized. Bases 51 to 941 code for a protein of 296 amino acids. The record is from RefSeq and is a predicted model, not a curated record. The transcript has 8 exons. Lineage: Eukaryota; Metazoa; Chordata; Amphibia; Anura; Ranidae.
GUGAGAAUAGCUUGUCGCGGAGUCAGAACGUCUGGGACAAAUUCUUCAACAUGAGUCACACAGCUAGAGAAGACCAUGAUCCACCUUCAACAUACUUUAUUUGCAAGAGUCCAGUCUUGGAAAGAAGACUGAUGGCUGUUAAAUAUUCGGAAACCUUCAAGAUCUCAUCUCGUGCUGAGGCAUCUGUGGUUUUGAAUCUUACUCAACAACUAAGUGAUAAUUUGGAGCAAUAUUUCCUUAAUUGCAAAGGAUUUGAAGUUCUGGAAUCUGGAGUGGCAACCAAUACAAAUGAAAUUUAUGAGACUUCAACACAGAAUUUCACCUGUAGUGAUUAUGGAAACAGAAAAUUGGGUUCACAAAACAGAAGACUGCAAAAAAGUGAAGACCCCGAUGACACUUUUUUGUCCGUUACUAACCUGUACGAUCAACAUCCCCAAACGGUAGAGGGGUUUGCUUCACAAUCCUUUUCUACUACAAGUCCUUUUUACAGUAGUGUAACUGAAUCAAAUGUUUUUGUUACACAUGCUCAUGUCUAUGAACCUUUUCAGGUGGAACAGAAUUCAGGGCACAGUUCCUUUGUAUCUCAGAUUAGCUUGAAUAAUGGCAAAGAUGUCACAGCUAACUCUGAAUCCAAGCCACCUGUAAUAUCCAGUGACCUUGAAAUAAAGACACAAUGUGAUUUAGGUAUGGAAAACAAUCAAUCAGAUUUUGAUGCCUCACCUUUGCACAGCAGCAGCUUACAGGAAACACCAUCUUCCAGUCAAGGGCAAAGAAAAACAUCCAAAACCCUGAGCCCAGAUAUUCUUCAGCUUCUUAAAGGAAAAGAUGCAAACACUGUCACUAAUAUUUUGAAGACUCUAUCUCCAUUUUAUCCUGCUCUUCAAGAUGUGAAUCUUGAAAUGCUUUCUCAAGUGCUUGUGAACACUGGGGCACUUGACUGAUGCCCUGCAUCUUUAGUUUGGACAAAAUCUGUGUGGGGUGGACACAGCCAUCAAGUUCCUAAUGCUCAAAUUACUACUGUAAUUCUAAACCCAUUUAAAUUGUUUCUGUAAUGUAAUAUCUAGUUUUAAAUAAAAUACAAUGGACAAUUAUAUUUACAUUUCCAUUUGCCACUAAUAAAUUUCUCAAACCGCU